Mytilus californianus (California mussel) is the source of this 1017-nucleotide messenger RNA. RefSeq lists its product as uncharacterized. Lineage: Eukaryota; Metazoa; Mollusca; Bivalvia; Mytilida; Mytilidae. The transcript is spliced from 7 exons. Bases 1 to 519 code for a protein of 172 amino acids. The record is from RefSeq and is a predicted model, not a curated record.
AUGGCUGAACCGAGUGCUUCCAUACGCACUGAUCUGGUUGGCGGGAUUUCAUUAAUAUUGAUAGCUUUAUUGAUAAUCAUUAUAACGUUGGUUUUAGUCCAGAGGUUUCAAUUACUAAAACAACGUUCGGACACUUCAAUUGGAGGUUCCAGAUGCAUUAGUGAUGGUACCACAAAAACUGACAGAUCAACAAAUAUUGAGGAAAGUCUAUAUGAAAUUACAAAUCUCCAACUUCUAAAUAUUGGAAGUUCCAGUGAAGCAUCACGCAGUAAUAACGAAACAACAAAGGAACUCAGUGAAACGUCAGGUGAUAAGUUUUUAAGGACAUCUGCAGGCAGAAAUUUUACAGAAAAAGAACAUGAACAUAUGCGGUUGACUGCCACAGAGAUAAGAAGACAAAGGAACAAACUUUUGGUUCAGUAUGCUAACAUAAAUACUAAAAAAAAUAAGAAGAACGAUCGUGUAGAGAAAAAGGCAUUGAAACCGCUCAUUAUGCCAAAGCCAAAAAUGAAGACAUGAUCAGCCUGUGAAACAAUGCUUCUAUUCUCUAUGAGCAACAUUGUUAUUUCUUAAUAUGUACAUUUACAUCAAAUAAGAAUCAAUCAUUGUUAUUCAGGUUACUGUUAAGGAUACCAAUAAUGAUUAUUCGAUCACAUGAAAUAGGAAUAUAUAUAUAUAUAUAUCAGAUAGAGAAAAAAACAACAUCAUAUUAAAACAUAUGCCACAAUAACAGUCAUAUGAAUAUAUAAAUGUAUAAAUUAAAAAGACAUCUAUCCAAAUUUUACACCAUUAAAAGUCAAACCACAAGCAUACACUAUAUUGUCAAUCUAGUCCAAUUGUAAGAUGUAUGAGGCAGCAUCUGCGAACUGAAUUGUUGAAACCUUUGACCGUUUAUACAUUUAUAUUUCUACGAAUUGUAAUCUGAUAUCAAAAUAAAUGAUUUGUACAGUUAUAUUUUUUUUACAAUAAACCAUAUAAUAGCUUAUGAAAUAAAAAGAUGUAUAUAUGUAAUCAUAA